Molecule: messenger RNA, 2180 nt
Organism: Ictalurus punctatus (channel catfish)
Lineage: Eukaryota; Metazoa; Chordata; Actinopteri; Siluriformes; Ictaluridae
Product: C-type mannose receptor 2-like
Exons: 4
Coding region: 117-890 (257 amino acids)
Source: RefSeq, a predicted model, not a curated record
UCCGCUCUGUCUCUCAUAAGUACUAUCUGAUCAAUCAGGGGAAAACAUGGAGUGAUGCUCAGGCUUACUGUCGAGCCACAUACACUGACCUGGCGAUCAUUAAAAGCAAUGACGAUAUGGUACAACUUCAGAAUGAAGCCCAGAUACAACAGUUCAGUUCCAGUGCUUGGAUUGGACUGUACAAUGACGUCAAAAGCUGGCGCUGGUCUUUUGGAAAUGAGCCAUUGGGAAGUAUGACCAAAUGGAAUCCAGGAGAGCCUGGCAACUGGGGCGGACAUGAAGAGUGUGUUGCAACAUCUUCGUCAGCUUGGUUUGACGCUCCAUGUACACUGAUGUUUCCCCUUCUCUGCUUUGAUGACAGACAAACUGGCAAUGGGAGAUACAUUUAUAAUUCUAAUACAAUGACCUGGCUUGAAGCUCAGAGUUAUUGUAGACAGCAUUAUACAGACUUGACCAGUGUGAGAAACACAACAGAACACCUAGCUAUACAGGGACUGGUCACUGGAUCGGCUUGGAUUGGUCUGUUCAGAGAUGCCUGGAAGUGGGUAGACAAAACCAACUUCUCUACCAUCAGUUGGAUGUCAGGAAAACCUGAUAAUGCCCUGGGGAAUGAAAAUUGUGGUUAUGUAAAUAACGGUCAGGCCGCUGAUGCACAGUGCUCAGAUGUAAUGCCUUUCUUCUGUUACUCAGAUGCAGAAAUAAUAAAAAAACAAAUCAUCAGACUGAAGAUCCAGUCCAAUCAGGAUGUUAACAAUCUGAUAUCACAGGCAGCCAUCUUAGAGCAGAUCAGACAAAAACUGAAGGAUCAUGGGAUGGCAGAGAACAUCACAGUGGAAUGGAGAAAGCAACCAAAUGGAGUAGUUUUUCACAAGGAGAAAGAAGGAGAUUAGAGCAGCAAAAUAAGUGUAACCUUGAAGUCUUUAUGUUGAAGUGAUUUUCUUUAGGUUCCUGCUCGUUUUUAAAGACUGUCUGUAGCGAUUACAGGUAUAUUAAUAUUUAAUCUCUUACUAUCUCUAAUAAGUGACGAGGAGGAUAGAGUGGCUAUAAAAAGUGUAUGCACCAUUAUUAAAAAGUAUUAAAAAGGAAAUCAAUGUAAAUCAUAUUCAAUAUUUUUCCAGCUUAAAUGCGAAAACAAACUGAAAACAAAUAUAGACUUUCUGGGUAAAAUUUUUUCAAACAUUUUCAAAACAUUACAUGUAAUAUGGAACACCGAGAAGGCCAUCAAUAGCAAAUGGAGAAAAUGGAGCAUCACAGUGACAUUACCAACAACAGGAUGUCCCUGAAAAACUGACAAAAAGACAAGAAGAAUCCUUAUCAGGGAGGCUGGAAAGAGAUCUGUGGCACCAUUACAGGAGCUGCAGGAAUUUCUGGAAAGUCCUGGUAACUCCCUGCAAAGAACAACAAUCUCUCAUGUUCUUCACAUGUCUAGGCUAUGGGGUAGGGUGGCUAGAUGGAAGGAAGCAUUUUAAAAAAGAGUCAAGAUAGAGGGAAUCAUGGAUAGCUCCAAAAACCAAUCUGUUCAUGCCCCAAACCUGUAGAAGUAUUUAAAAAAAAAGAUGUAGAUAAAAAGUUCACCUUCCAGCACGAUAAUGACGCAAAACACAAAUCCAAGUCAACAAUGGAAUGGCUUCAAACGAAGAAGAGCUACAUUUUGGAGUAGUCCAGUCCGAGCCCAGAUCUAAACCCUAUCAAAACCCUGUGAAAUGACUUGAAGAGGGCUGUGCACAGGAGAUCUCCUCACGCUUUGUUUAGACCUGGAGAAGUUAGCAGACCCUUACCCAAAAAGACUGAGUGCUUUAUUACAAGCAAAACAUACUUUAACAAAGUAUUAGUUAAUUAGUAAAUUAGUUAAACACUUGUUUAACCAUGUUAUUGGAAGGGUUUUUUCUUCUUUCUCUUUUUCACUUGGUUAAUAUAUCACAUUAAAGGUGGAAAAAGAUCUGACGUAAUUUGUCAUAAUUAAAUUUUUUACAGAGGUAAGCAGGGGUGUGUACACUUUUUAUAGCCACUGUAGCACUAGUAAUCUCUGGUGGGAAGUUUUAGAUGUUAUUUAAAUUAAAUUGAGGGUGUUACACAUUUAAAAAACCUUUAGACUGAAAGAAAAUUGUAAAGUAGUAAAUGUCUAUUGUAAUAUCUGUAAUUUGGUUGUGAAGGUGUAAAUAAAAAAGUUAUUAAAUGAU